Molecule: messenger RNA, 1377 nt
Organism: Mangifera indica (mango)
Lineage: Eukaryota; Viridiplantae; Streptophyta; Magnoliopsida; Sapindales; Anacardiaceae
Product: triosephosphate isomerase, chloroplastic-like
Exons: 9
Coding region: 139-1068 (309 amino acids)
Biological process (GO): glyceraldehyde-3-phosphate biosynthetic process; gluconeogenesis; glycolytic process
Cellular component (GO): cytosol
Molecular function (GO): triose-phosphate isomerase activity
Source: RefSeq, a predicted model, not a curated record
UCUUGCUUCUCCUCCACAGCCUUCGAUUACACCAUAGAAACACAACUACCACCACAACAAAACUUAACCUCUCUCAGCUCUGAAGUCUGUGCAAAACAGAAACACCGAGUUCAUCUGAGUUGAGUAGUCGAGUUCACUAUGGCUUCAAUGGUCUCCACUCACUGUCCCCAGUUCACUGGCCUACGCAGAUCAUCUCCGUCGAAACUCGAAACCUUUCAUUCUCGGUCCUUCUCUCAACACGUGAACUCUCACAUCCGUCUCAUUUCUUCUCGGAAACCUUCCCGCGCCGUCGUCUCCAUGGCAAGCAAUAACAAGUUCUUCGUUGGCGGCAACUGGAAGUGUAAUGGGACAAAGGACUCUAUCAGCAAGCUUGUUUCAGAUUUGAACAAUGCCAAGUUGGAGGCUGAUGUUGAUGUUGUUGUAGCACCGCCCUUUGUGUACAUUGAUCAGGUGAAGAAUUCAUUAACAGGUAGAAUUGAGAUAUCUGCUCAGAACUCUUGGGUUGGAAAAGGAGGAGCAUUUACGGGAGAAAUUAGUGUGGAACAAUUGAAAGAUACAGGUUGCAAGUGGGUUAUUCUUGGGCAUUCUGAGCGUAGACAUGUCAUUGGUGAGGAUGAUCAGUUUAUAGGAAAGAAAGCUGCCUAUGCCCUGACUGAGGGUCUUGGUGUCAUAGCUUGUAUUGGGGAAAAGUUGGAAGAAAGAGAAGCAGGAAAAACUUUUGAUGUCUGUUUUCAGCAACUCAAGGCUUUUGCAGAUGCUGUUCCCAGUUGGGAUAAUGUAGUUGUUGCAUAUGAGCCUGUUUGGGCUAUUGGAACUGGUAAAGUGGCCACACCAGUGCAGGCUCAGGAAGUACAUGCAGCUUGUCGUGAUUGGCUUAAAAAUAAUGUCUCAGCAGAAGUUGCUUCUAAAACACGAAUUAUUUAUGGAGGGUCAGUAAAUGGAGGCAACUGUGCUGAACUUGCAAAGCAAGAAGAUAUUGAUGGUUUUCUUGUUGGUGGAGCUUCUUUGAAGGGGCCUGAGUUUGCUACCAUUAUCAACUCCGCAACUUCCAAGAAAGUAGCUGCUUGAUUUAUACCAUGGUUUUUACAAGGACAAUAAAUUAAGGGCUGCGAGAAUUUAUUUCAGUUUGAAUGUAGGCUUACCAUUGUAAUCCAAUAAGACCACCCUGUUUUUACAAUUCCUUCUGUUUUGAUCCAGUUUUCUAUUUUGUAUUGUCUAAAAGGUAGGAAAUUCCUUCUGUUUGGUGGGUUGAAGUUACUUAUAUUAGAAAAACAGAAGAUAUCCAUCCUAAUCAUGUUGGCAUAAUAUUCAUGAUUUUCUUUUUCUGGGGAAAUUCGAUAUACCAGGCUUUGAAAAAUAAAUAUGCAUCUUUGUUAA